AUGUUUCACCGGAGUCUAAAAUCGAAGUCUUCUUCCUUCAAUUUCAGCAGCUCGGUUUUCUUUAAACAUCAAACAAAGGAUGUCGUUUAUCCAUACAUCUCUUGGGGAGGGGAUUAUGUUGUUGUUGAACAAGCUGAAUUUAUAAGAGAAGAUGAGGUAGAGGAUGAUAGAAUCAAUGUUCUGAAGCAGAUGAUAAUGAAUAACCACGACUUCAGUGGUCAUAUUUGGGAGUUCGAAGAAGACACAACAGAGCUUUCUUUAGAGCUAGAUGACAAAGAAGGAGAGGAUGAUGAAGUUGCUCAGUCUGAAAAAGUAACAAAGAAUGGUGAAGAAGCUGAGAGUGAUGAGGACUUUCAAACUCCAAAACAGUCAAGACACAGUGACUCUUCGGCUAGGAAAGGGAAGAAGAGGCUCCCGGAUCGUGGUAUGGAAAAAAAGAAGCAUAAGGUUCUCUCUGCUAGACCACAGCAAGCGCCCCUUGGUGAAGAUAUGAAGACUUGGAUGGCACAGUUAUUUCAGCAAAAUAUUGAAGCAAUGGAAGAUAGGCUUCAGAAACAGAUGGCUGAGAGAUUUGAGAAGAUGCAGUCUGAGCUGCAAGGGUCACUUAAGGUUGGAGGAGGUCAACUUGAUCAUGGAGAGGCAUCCCCGAGGAAAUCAUCCCCAAGCAAGCCAUCGGCAAGCAAGGCGAACACAAGCAUGCCAUCACCUAGCAAGCCAACUCUGAGGAGAUCCGAGCGCGUGGAUGCCAGUUUGAGUGAGGGAGUAGAUAUGGACUUUGAUGCAGAGAUAGGUACCCAAAGCGUAGAAGGGCUUUCUCAGGCAUCAUUUGUGCCCGGAUUUGAUCCAUCGCAGACCAAUAGGGAAGACGGGACACGUGAUUUUUGGACUCCGUUGACUUCACUUCGACCUCCAGUAACUGUGGCAAAGGAAGGAAGUUCAGCUCCACCGCCUACAAGGUGGGAGAAGUGGUACAAAGGAGGAGUUAAAACACUUCAGCUCAGUGAUUCACCACUUCCUCAAGAUGGUUCUCCGGAGUCCCCGUUGUAUUAUGUUGCAGAAGACACAUGGACCAGAUUCAGUGAAUGGUCUAUGUAUCCAAAAACUUUACAGUUUGGUCCUACAGCCUUCAACAUGACCAUAGCUACACGGAUUAUUGCAGCUGGAAAAUGGCUUGGAAAUGAGAAGUAUCAGUUGCCCAAUUUUCUUCUUGCUUACGGUAGAGGAGAGCUUCCAGCUUAUGGGCGGACUAACAAAACUUGGGGUGUUGAUGUUGAUAAACUGUACUUCCCAUUGUUUGUGAAUGGUAACCAUUGGAUUGCAGUGUGCGUGAACAUCAUUGAGAAAAUAGUGGAUGUUUAUGAUUGCUUUCAAGGGAAGAAUAGGCAACACGUUGAGAAGUUUGCUGUGAUGAUUCCACGCAUAGUGAAAGCUGUUGCUCCUCCUGAAGAGAAGAAGCACCUUCUGCUGGAAAAAUACACCAUCCACGACAUUCCUUUGAAGUCUAGGUUGAACAAGUCUUGUGCGGAUUGUGGGGCGUAUGCACUCAAACACUUGGAAUGCCUCUUGCUUGAUCUAGAUCUCGGUCUUGUUGAUGAUGAAAUCAUCAUGGGUUGUCGACAGAAGAAUGCUGUGGAUAUAUGGGGGGCUACUCAAGAUCCCAUUUAA
This is a messenger RNA of Eruca vesicaria subsp. sativa (arugula), 1665 nucleotides long. The record is from the annotation of a GenBank genome assembly. NCBI's taxonomy places the organism in Eukaryota, Viridiplantae, Streptophyta, Magnoliopsida, Brassicales, Brassicaceae.